AUGCGGCAGCCACCCAGCCCAGCACCAUCAGAGGACUCAGGGGACGAAGCCGACAUCAGGGCAAUACUUACACAACUGCCCUCGAAGAAGGACCUCACAGAAAUGUUUCAGAAACUGGAGAACUCUUUUAGUGAGAAACUGCAGGCAGUCACUGAGGACGCCCAGCAUCUAGGCACCAGAGUGCAAACUCUGGAGGAUGCCGAGGAAACAAAUGAACGCCUAUGGAUGGAAUGUCACACUACACAAAACCAACAUACAGAUGCCAUAGUCUACCUCCAAAGAAAAUUUCAGGAUGUAAUUACUCCAGAAUUGCUCUUUAUCCAUCGCUCUCACUCUGUAUUCGGAGUUGUCUAUAUUUGCAUUUCAUUUUAUGAAUACAACUCUUUUCUCAUAAAUCACAUGCAGUAA
Messenger RNA from Pelobates cultripes (western spadefoot toad), 408 nucleotides. Lineage: Eukaryota; Metazoa; Chordata; Amphibia; Anura; Pelobatidae. The record is from the annotation of a GenBank genome assembly.